Messenger RNA from Moesziomyces antarcticus, 534 nucleotides. RefSeq lists its product as uncharacterized. The record is from RefSeq and is a predicted model, not a curated record. Gene Ontology annotation, biological process: proteasome assembly. Bases 1 to 534 code for a protein of 177 amino acids. The transcript has a single exon. NCBI's taxonomy places the organism in Eukaryota, Fungi, Basidiomycota, Ustilaginomycetes, Ustilaginales, Ustilaginaceae.
AUGAUGGCCUCAAAUCCAGCCUCGGGCUCUGAGAUGCAGAUCUCAGCUACUCAGAUCCCGUCCUCCUCGCCCGUGCUUCCCACACGCACGGCAAGCGAGACCAUCGGCGGCACGCCCACCACCGUGAUCACGCAGUCGUUCGCAGACCGCAUCAUGGUCACCAUCACGCAGCUCAACAAGUUCGGCUGCAUCUACCAGGCCACCACCUCCAUCAAUCCUGCCGACCCACUACCCCAGCACGAUGAAGCAGGCGCGUUGCCGGCACCACUACCGACGACGGCAGUGACCAAGCUCGUGGGCACCGAACCCUCGCCCGCCUACACGGCGCUCUACCACCUCUACAUCGCCCAACUCGCCAGCAUCGUCAAGCAUGCCGCACCCACAGAUCAACGCCCCCUCAUCGUCACGCUUGCUCUCAAACCUACAGCUCAGGAGCAGCAGGAUGAUGAGGAUGAUUCGCUCAUGUCCAGCGAGGCGGAACGAUCGAGAUACAUGACAAUCAUGAACAUGGUCGCCAGCUGCAGAGUCUGGUAA